Messenger RNA from Tachyglossus aculeatus (Australian echidna), 5300 nucleotides. RefSeq names its product ribosomal protein S6 kinase B1 (gene RPS6KB1). NCBI's taxonomy places the organism in Eukaryota, Metazoa, Chordata, Mammalia, Monotremata, Tachyglossidae. The transcript is spliced from 15 exons. The record is from RefSeq and is a predicted model, not a curated record. Gene Ontology annotation, molecular function: protein serine/threonine kinase activity; ATP binding. Gene Ontology annotation, biological process: signal transduction; protein phosphorylation; cellular response to insulin stimulus. Bases 14 to 1621 code for a protein of 535 amino acids.
GGAGGCCGAGCCCAUGAGGCGGCGGCGACGACGACGACGGCGGCAGAGGCGGGACGGUUUGCAGCCAGCGCCGGACUCGCUCAGAGGCGGGGCCGCCCAGGCCAUGGCGGGCGUCUUUGACAUCGACCUGGACCAGCCGGAGGAGGCGGCGGCGGGCUCGGAGGAGGACGAGCUGGAGGACGGGGGUCAAAUAAGUGAAAGUAUGGACCAUGGAGGAGUUGGACCAUAUGAAUUGGGCAUGGAACAUUGUGAAAAAUUUGAAAUCUCAGAAACUAGCGUGAACAGAGGGCCAGAAAAAAUCAGACCAGAAUGCUUUGAACUACUUCGCGUACUUGGUAAAGGGGGCUAUGGAAAGGUUUUCCAAGUACGUAAAGUCACAGGAGCUAAUACCGGGAAAAUAUUUGCCAUGAAGGUGCUUAAAAAGGCAAUGAUAGUAAGAAAUGCAAAAGAUACAGCCCAUACAAAAGCAGAAAGAAAUAUCCUGGAGGAAGUGAAGCAUCCCUUCAUUGUGGAUUUAAUUUAUGCCUUUCAGACUGGUGGAAAACUCUACCUCAUUCUUGAGUAUCUCAGUGGAGGCGAACUAUUUAUGCAGUUAGAAAGAGAGGGAAUAUUUAUGGAAGACACAGCCUGCUUUUACUUGGCAGAAAUCUCCAUGGCUCUGGGGCACUUACAUCAAAAAGGGAUCAUCUACAGAGACCUGAAGCCGGAAAAUAUCAUGCUUAAUCACCAAGGUCAUGUAAAAUUGACAGACUUUGGACUAUGCAAAGAAUCUAUUCACGACGGAACAGUCACGCACACGUUCUGCGGAACAAUAGAAUACAUGGCCCCUGAAAUCUUGAUGAGAAGUGGCCAUAACCGUGCUGUGGACUGGUGGAGUUUGGGGGCAUUAAUGUAUGACAUGCUGACUGGAGCACCCCCAUUCACUGGGGAGAACAGGAAGAAGACAAUUGACAAAAUACUCAAAUGUAAACUCAAUUUGCCUCCCUACCUCACACAAGAAGCUCGAGAUCUGCUUAAAAAGCUGCUAAAAAGGAAUGCUGCUUCCCGACUUGGAGCUGGCCCUGGGGACGCUGGAGAAGUUCAGGCUCAUCCUUUCUUCAGACACAUUAACUGGGAAGAACUGUUGGCUCGGAAGGUGGAGCCUCCCUUUAAACCUCUGUUGCAAUCCGAGGAAGAUGUGAGCCAGUUUGAUUCAAAGUUUACACGUCAAACACCUGUUGACAGCCCAGAUGACUCAACUCUCAGCGAAAGUGCCAACCAGGUCUUUCUGGGUUUUACAUACGUGGCUCCAUCCGUACUGGAAAGUGUGAAAGAGAAGUUUUCAUUUGAACCAAAAAUUCGAUCUCCUCGUAGAUUCAUUGGCAGCCCCAGGACACCAGUCAGCCCUGUCAAGUUUUCUCCUGGAGACUUCUGGGGAAGAGGUGCUUCCGCCAGCACAGUGACUACUCAGCCACCUGUGGAGUAUCCCAUGGAGACCAGCGGAAUAGAACAGAUGGACGUGACGAUGAGUGGAGAGGCAUCGGCACCACUUCCCAUCCGUCAGCCUAACUCUGGGCCGUACAAAAAACAGGCCUUUCCCCUGCUUUCCAAACGGCCGGAGCACCUGCGCAUGAAUCUAUGACAGUGAAGUGCGGCUGACAGGUUUAACUCCGUAAGGACAGAAACAAAAGACGGAGCGUGAGCAUCCUACAAGCUGAAAUGAGAGUUCAGAAAGACGGUAUCAGAGAGUCAGUAUCGUUGCACAGACAGUUUGGGAAAAGGAAAGAAAAAGAUGGAUGUAAAAGAAAAGUCAAUUAAUGGUGCAGAAAACCAAACACCCCAAGCAGAAGGGCGUUGCGGAAGUCUAGGCACGCCUGUCUAUUAACUGGUUUCCAGCGACACCUCACCUUUCAAGGAUUUUUCAUGUCGAUGGCUUGAAAUUGACAGUAUUAAGCGUAGGAUGUUGCUCCGGAAUCAGCAGAGUCAUGAGUUUGUCAACAAGGGUCAGCCCUUUCACUAGGCAAAAGUACGAAAUGCCGAUUAACACUUGCGUCCUGAGGACAAAUUAGCAUGCGAGCUUGGUCAAACUGUUUCCCUCUGGCAGUGUGGAAUCAAAGAGGAGAGAACCUUUAACAAUUAACGUUUUACGUGCAAAACAAAACCUAAUGAAUUUUUUUUAUAUAAAUAUAUAUUUUUCAAAUAGAUUUUUGAUUCAGCUCAUUAUGGAAAGCACCCCAAACUUUAAAAUGCAGAAUUACCGGUCAGUGGGCGGAAGGCCAGACUUAACUAGUUCUGUUUCUUCUCUUGUUGGAAUAAUAAAAUGGAAAAAUGAAUCAUCGCUAACUACAGCUGUGGCUCGUUCGAGGGGCGGGGGGAGGAAUCGGGGCUCACUCCACUACCCAGCCGCAAAUACUUGUAACACUAGGAGAAAAAGAAUCGACUCAGUGCUUUGGCAGUGCUGAGUUAAACUGGAAGCCAGAGGCUAGACAAAACUCGUAUGUCUGUAAUUCAUCUUUGUCCGGGGCCCUUGCUUCCCUGGGGGGAAAAAAACCACCUUAUCCCCUCUUCUUCCUUGUGUUUGUGUCGGUUUAAGUGUUAAAUUCAGAUCUAGGCCUGCGUAACAGGUCCCACCAGGCUGGGAGGAGGAUGCUGGUAGCUGUCCGUCUGCCUCCAAGCCCUACCACACCAGUAAUCUCGCUGCAGCCGACCAACCGGUAAGAAGCUUCCGUGGCUCACUUUUGUGGUUUUCAUUUACCGUGUGCGAUGUUUACCCCCCCGCUCUUCUCCAUACGAGGUUCACGCUGAGGGCGUAUACGUUUUCGGGCGGUAAAAGUAUUAAGAUGGCCUUUUGAUGAACGUCUUCCACAGUAAGGACUUCUUAGCGGCUUAAUUUAGCAUACGUCUGAACAUAUUAGGCACUAUUGUUUUUGAGAUGAUUGUCGUAAAAAUCCGUACAAGUGGCUUACAGGUACAAAGAAUGAAAGUACAGGUAACUUUACCUUAAUUACUUCCUGCCUUAAAGAAAGCGAUUUCCACGAGUAUAGCUGGUGAAAGGGUUAGCAGCUGCAAAGCUGUUUCAGUAGGUAAACCGUGCGAAUGACUGUGUUGUGCACAUACCGGUGUAACGGAUGAUCUUGUCACCUCCUGGCUCGCCAUUCUGUACUGUCUUCAGUCCUCGGCUCUUCAGAUUCAACCUGUGAUGCUCACCCUCCUAGGGAUUUUUCUAUAGAUGCUGCUUUGUUCUGUGUUCUCCAAACCUAUUUGAGCCAUAGGAUCCAAGCCAUAAAGUUCUUUAUACCCACUGAAUCCAGCCAGACACAAGCAAGGUUUUUUCAGGUUGGUUUUUUUUUCAUUGUUAAUCAGUUUGAGGCGACUCCCGCCACUUCAACACAACACAGUGCUAUCAAGUCUGAAACGGAUCUGAAAAGAACAUUUUCAGUUCUGUGUUACCGACAGCUACUGAAGGGGGGAAAACGGCUAGUUUUUCUUGGCACGAAGCUUUCUAUUUCUCUCCCUUAUUACAGCAGCCUAUUUUUUUUGUGUGUGUGGCGCUUCUUGUUUUGUGGUUUUUGUAGAAAAAAAAAAUCUCACUUACCUUUGCUCAACUAAUGAUCCAAGUCCGAAACUGCUCUCCCAUACUCUGUCCUUUGUGGGACAAACUGAGAACCCAGUUCUGUAAUGUGCAGCUACUACGAGAUUUGAAAACAAGCGGCUUGUGCUACCGAGGGAUCACUUCCAUCCCGUCACAUCACCAAAGCAGAUCAAGUUGCAUUGCUACUUUCAUACCCAUACUGUCCCUGUUCUAUUUUCUGGUAACAUUGACACUGUGAUUGAAUAUAAUUCCAUAGUUCUUUCAUCUUCCUGAACCAGUAUGGCUGGCAAUAAUGACAAGAGUUGCAAAACUCUGCUGCAGAGAUAUUGUUAAACUAAAUAUAUAUAUAUAUAUUCAUAAUCUGUUCGACAUCCACUGUAGUGGACUUAAGCUCCCAUGCUGUCAUGUGUUCUUAUUCUGUAACAGUGCUCCAUAAUAUGGAUAUUACUGACGCCCCAACCGUAACUGUGAAAAUGUGUCACGUGACACCUUGGUGUCAUUCAGACAGCAAGUACACACUAUGCAAUGUGGUUUCUCCUAUAUUUAUUUGUAAAAAUCCAAACAUAGUUUAUAUAUAUAUAUAUAUUUAGUGUCAAUAUUACUAGUCAUGAACUUCUAGGAGGAGCUUUGUUCUACCUUAAAGUUAUUUCAAGUACUAGCGUACAGAAGCUUAAAAAGCUUCUUCACUUUUCUUUAAUAGCAAUUAUAGAAUCUUCUUUUUUUUAUUUUGUACAAGCUGUGCUUUUUUAAUUAAUGUAAUCAUUGGGUUUCCUGAUACUAAUUUGAUUUUUAGGAUUUAUGGCAUUACAGAAUAAACCUGGGUUCGUAAAUCCUGCUGUGAUUAACCAUGUAAAGUAUUAAAUCUUGAAUUUGAACCAAAUCGCAUUUAAGUUGUUUUCCAAAAUAAGCCUGUUUUUGCAUUUGCUAUUGAAAAAUGAGGUUGAGUGCCUACCAACUUUCUUCCAAAACAUUUUGAGAUGGAAAAUAACGCUAGGGAGUCGGUUGCACUUUUGGUAUGCCACAACUUUUCAUCGUAGGUAUGAACUGGUGACACAAGAUAUUCCGAAUCCUACUGAGACUGAGCCCGUGAAUUUUAAUAGCAUUUGAGUGCCUGUUGCAACUACACGCUUGAGUGGGAAUAAAGGAGGGUGGAAUUUGCAAUCUAACAGGGAAGACAGAAUAACUCACCCACAUUUGUCCUUCGAUUCUCUUCUGCCUUUUAUCUGUAAUCGCAAGAUGCAAUUGAUAGCGGAAGAAAGGUUUAAUGCGUGAACGAUGGAAGUUGAUGCCUAAAACCACCCCUAACCUCCACACCGUUGGUUAAACUUAUUUUUUGUCAGUGUGAUGAGGUAAAAUCUAAGCAUCGGUCCACGUUUCCAAAAAGAGAAACCCAAGUAGCCUAGUAAAAGUAUUUCACUGGCCUCUGCUAUGGGCUAGGACCUGUCUGCACUGCUGCCAGAGAAACAUCAUCCCUUGUCAGUUAACAGCACAAGUAUUGCCUCAAAUAAAUACUCUAUUUUCCAUUUUUUUCUGUUUUCUUUUUUUACCCUGUUGGCUUUGCAUUCAUCUAUCAAAACCAACUCUCUUAGCUGCCUUACUUAAAGGACUGAUAAUGAGGGUACCAACCCUUUCUGCUUUUCGUCAUCUUGUACUUAGUUUACUGUAUUAAAACAUACUUGACUUCAGACUGAAUGGAUGUAAAUAGCCAUUAAAUGCAAAUUUGAAUGAC